AGAAAAGCAAAACAAACACUGUACAUACUCGUUGAGAAAGUCAUCAUUCAUUCACUCGAUGCUAAGCGAGUCUUUAGCCGAGACUAGUACUCAGAACUAUUUCUUUCCUACACUCUCAACAAAAGACAAUCUCAUUGAACCCAAAAUGAAGGUUGGUAACACAACCCAAAGGCUCGAAAGUGAGCGAAUGCAGAGAUCAUGGAACAUGCACGUGACUUCCACCUUACAGUUCCGGCAAGAUAUUCCAGGACCUGAACAACUUGCAUUCUGACGACCACGAAAUCAAUCUGAGCCGUUGAAAUCCUGCCACGGACAAUUUGGUACUAUCCCGAUAGAGUCAGAAAUUGUCAUCGUUCUCAGGUCGUGCCCAUUCAGACCCGGCCCUAACAAUCCAGCACCUACAUAGAGUAGAUCUCAAAGGAGGAUGGAAUACCAACUACCGCUCCGUGGGGUGCGUCUUCCUGACGACCCCAUGGAAGAGCAUAAAACCUAUCAUGUUGAAUCACACAAUCGGGGCACAUAUUCAACCAAUAUCGCGCAAUUAAGCGAGGAGUUUAGAAUCCUGCCCGUGCCUACCGACACCGACGACCUGGAAACGACAUGUACGAAGCUAGAGGAACUCGCCAAGGUGGUCGAGCAAGGCAACAGUCUUGCGCUCUUUACGGGGUUGAAACUGGCCACACAGAGGACGAGAGAUCCGGAGAGUGUGGCCAAGGCUCAGCUGACACCCGACGAGCUGAUGAUGUAUGAGAGCUGGAAGGCGAUGAGGAUGAGACAGACUACCCGGCAGAGUGACGGUGAUGGCAAUGGCAAUGGCAAUGGCAUACACGACGACGACAACAACCAAAACGGACAAUCUGAAAUAAUGCAGCUCCCGGACUUUAACUGGGCAGAGAACGUGGCGCCGGUGCCUCAGGGCGCACAGAGUCUGAAGAAAUUUACACGACGGGCGGAGGCGAUGGAUGUGGUCUUUGGUCAUGAAGGUGCUACACCGGAGAAUGCGUCGUGGCUGACGUCGAAUAUGAUCUUUAUGUUACCUCUUGUCAAGGCCGUCACGAAGGUCUGCAAUAUUGGGAAACAUUUGGAGAAUACUAGUGGGGAUCGUCACAUGCGGGGCCUGACGGAUAUGGAGGCUGCGGAGGUGGAAACGGUACGCAGAUUGGUGGCGAUUGCGGGCAAGAAUCGGACGCGAGAGAUGGAGAAGAUUCAUCGGUUAACGAGGUCGAUUCAAGAGGCUAUGUUGGUGCUUAAAGCGCGCGCUGAUGCGCUGGAGAGAUCGUGAUGCAUUUCAAUUAUAUUCGACCCGUUCGGGGAGA
Molecule: messenger RNA, 1316 nt
Organism: Aspergillus ibericus CBS 121593
Lineage: Eukaryota; Fungi; Ascomycota; Eurotiomycetes; Eurotiales; Aspergillaceae
Exons: 1
Coding region: 425-1282 (285 amino acids)
Source: RefSeq, a predicted model, not a curated record